AUGAGAGGCGAGAUUUGCCAUAUUCACAUCGGCCAGGCUGGUACUCAGCUGGGUAACAGUGCUUGGGAGCUGUAUCUCCUUGAGCACGGUCUCGGCGCAGAUGGCCGUCUAGACCCUGAGAAGGUUGAUGAGGUUAACCAGGGUGGUUCUUUCGAGACCUUCUUCACCGAAACUGGCAACGGCAAAUAUGUCCCCCGAUCCAUCUUUGUUGAUCUGGAUCCAUCGCCAAUUGAUGAAAUCCGCACCGGAGCCUACCGCCAACUCUUCCACCCCGAACAGCUAAUUAGCGGAAAGGAAGAUGCCGCCAACAACUACGCCCGUGGCCACUACACAAUUGGCAAGGAGCUUGUUGACUCUGUUGUUGACCGUGUCCGUCGGCUUGUCGACAACUGCAGCUCACUCCAGGGAUUUUUGAUUUUCCACUCUUUUGGCGGUGGCACCGGUUCUGGUUUCGGAGCUCUUCUUCUUGAACGUCUUUCCACCGAAUAUGGCAAGAAGUCCAAGCUGGAAUUCUCCGUAUACCCCUCUCCCCGUGUAUCGACUGCAGUCGUCGAGCCUUACAACGCCGUCCUAUCCACCCACAGUACCAUUGAGAACUCCGACUGCACUUUCCUGGUGGACAACGAAGCUGUUUAUGAUAUUUGCCGCCGCAACCUGGACAUUCCUCGCCCGGGCUACGAACAUCUUAACCGCCUGAUUGCCCAAGUUGUCAGCUCUAUCACUUCCAGUCUUCGGUUCGAUGGUGCCCUCAAUGUGGACCUGAAUGAGUUCCAGACUAACCUGGUGCCAUUCCCUCGCAUCCACUACCCGUUGAUCUCGUAUGCCCCGGUCAUCUCGAGCAACCGCAGUUCCCACGAAAGCUUCAGGGUCCAGGAUCUCACCCUCCAAUGUGCCGAGCCUAAUAACCAGAUGGUCGUUUGCGAUCCCCGUAAUGGUAAAUACAUGGCCGUUGCGCUCCUGUACCGUGGUGACUGCGUGCCUCGCGACUGCUCCCAGGCCAUUGCGUCUCUCAAGGCCAAGGCUUCUUUCAACCUGGUCGAAUGGUGUCCCACUGGCUUCAAGUUGGGCAUCAACUACCAGAAGCCUGCGCGCGUACCCGGAAGCGAACUCGCUCCUGUCGACCGUUCCGUCAGCAUGCUCUCCAACACGACUGCCAUUUCUGAAGCCUGGGGCCGCCUUGACCACAAGUUCGAUCUCAUGUACUCCAAGCGUGCCUUCGUGCAUUGGUACGUGGGUGAGGGUAUGGAAGAAGGUGAAUUCUCUGAGGCCCGUGAGGACUUGGCGGCUUUGGAGAAGGACUAUGAGGAGGUCGCCGGCGACAACUUCGACGCAGAACUUGAAGAAGAAGUUGAGUACUAA
This is a messenger RNA of Aspergillus puulaauensis, 1359 nucleotides long. Its product is annotated as tubulin alpha chain. The coding region runs from base 1 to 1359 and encodes 452 amino acids. The record is from RefSeq and is a predicted model, not a curated record. Gene Ontology annotation, molecular function: structural constituent of cytoskeleton; GTP binding. Gene Ontology annotation, cellular component: cytoplasm; microtubule. Gene Ontology annotation, biological process: mitotic cell cycle; microtubule cytoskeleton organization. Lineage: Eukaryota; Fungi; Ascomycota; Eurotiomycetes; Eurotiales; Aspergillaceae. The transcript is spliced from 7 exons.